AUGACUUGUCGCGAUGAACUAUAUACAUGCGUCUCUGGCGGACCUGCAAUGCGUUUCCAAUAUAUCGGUGCGCGAUGGGAGUAUCUCUGCGAAUUGAAAUUUAACCAGUGGGCAGACGCUUACAACCGCCGCGUUGACGAAAUGAUCGCGCAACGAGCGUUCCAUCUAAAGAUUAAUAAGUGGAAAGCAGAAAUGCGGGCUCUUGCUGCCGAGCUGCGAGCACUGAUGCAAGAGUUCAAUGUCUCAGACGACAUGGGCCCAGCUGACUGGGAUGCAGUUGCAGCAGGCCGAGAGCACAAAGUCCAGGCGCUGCUCUCAAAUGCCUUUCCUAGAGAAACCUGGCCGCGGGGCGUGCCAUAUCCUAACUUGAUUGCUAAAUAUCUGCACGAACAGGAUGAGCAACAGCUUCGUGUCGCUUAUAUGAAGCGGUAUGCUGGCCUUGUCCAGGAGAUUGCCAAGCGAGGUGCAGAAACUAUGGCACUGAAGCGUAUCGCGGGCGAUACGACGGAUGGAGUCAGCUGGGAGAAGCCCAUGACUGCGGAGCAGAUCCAGCAUUGGCGCGAGCUACUUCGCGCAGAGAGAGAAUCCGAAGCCAAAUGGGCAAAGCUCGAGGCAGACAUUCACCAAAGGAUUAUCGUCCUGCUCCAGGGGCCUGCACAGGGUGAGCAAUGGGAUGUGCCCACUUGGGCUAUCAACCUUCUCCAAACCUCAGGUUUGACCGUAUCGUGCGAAGCGAAGGUUCGAGUCUUUGAGAUAAUCGGACACAUAAUCGAGCGCUGCCGUCUCGACAACGGUUAUGAUGCCCGGUGUGCUUACGGUAUAGAUGUCGGCUCCGACCAGGUCAGCGUCGGUGAUGAACACGAACUUGAGUCUGAUGACGAGGAUACGUUCGACUAUGAUGCGUUCGACCAAAACAUCAACGGCGAGGACGAUUUCUUCUUGCCCUACGAUGUUUAG
Boeremia exigua is the source of this 957-nucleotide messenger RNA. RefSeq lists its product as uncharacterized. The transcript has a single exon. The record is from RefSeq and is a predicted model, not a curated record. NCBI's taxonomy places the organism in Eukaryota, Fungi, Ascomycota, Dothideomycetes, Pleosporales, Didymellaceae. The coding region runs from base 1 to 957 and encodes 318 amino acids.